Messenger RNA from Dioscorea cayenensis subsp. rotundata (Guinea yam), 1762 nucleotides. Its product is annotated as serine--tRNA ligase, chloroplastic/mitochondrial. Bases 8 to 1564 code for a protein of 518 amino acids. The record is from RefSeq and is a predicted model, not a curated record. Gene Ontology annotation, biological process: mitochondrial seryl-tRNA aminoacylation. The transcript has 10 exons. Gene Ontology annotation, cellular component: mitochondrion. NCBI's taxonomy places the organism in Eukaryota, Viridiplantae, Streptophyta, Magnoliopsida, Dioscoreales, Dioscoreaceae. Gene Ontology annotation, molecular function: tRNA binding; ATP binding; serine-tRNA ligase activity.
GAGUGCGAUGAUGAAGAUGAUGAUGAUAUCGAGCGGCGGCACUGCUCUCCAAACCUUGAGGCUCGCUCCAUCUCUUUGCAAGCCUCCAUCCCUGCAAACCCUAACCCGUUAUCGCCAUGGCCUCUUUCGAGGGCCUCGCUUGCUGCCAUCUCUGCUCCGGGCCGUCUCCUCUCCUGCUCUCCAGCCGUCCUCUUCGGGCGUGGAGGAUGAGAAAGUGGUGGUGGCAAAGCCUCAGUGGAAGGCGGCCAUAGAUUUCAAGUGGAUUCGGGAAAACAAGGACCUUGUUGCGGGAAACAUUAGGAACAGGAACUCCAGUGCCAAUUUGGAUCUCGUGCUUGAGCUCUAUGAGAAGUAUCUCGGUCUUCAGAAGGAAGUUGAACGGCUUAGGGCUGAAAGAAAUGCUGUUGCCAACAAAAUGAAAGGAAAACUAGAGCCAUCUGUGCGUCAGGCUCUUGUUGAAGAAGGUAAGAACUUGAAAGAGGCACUUGUCACCUUGGAAGAAGAUCUUGUACAGCUGACUGAUAGGCUCCAACAAGAAGCCCAAUCUAUUCCAAAUAUUACUCAUCCAGAUGUUCCUAUUGGGGGCGAGGAAAGUUCCAUAGUGAGAAAGAUGGUUGGCUGUCAACCAGAAUUUACCUUUACAGUGAGAGACCAUCUUCAGAUUGGAAAAGACCUAGAUUUGUUCGACUUUGAUGCAGCAUCUGAGGUCAGUGGAUCAAAGUUUUACUACUUGAAGAAUGAAGCUGUUUUAUUGGAAAUGGGCCUUAUCAAUUGGGCACUUACAGAAGUUACAAAGAAGGGGUUUACACCUCUAAUUACCCCGGAGAUUGUUAGGUCAUCUGUUGUUGAGAAGUGUGGCUUUCAACCUCGUGGGCAGAAUACUCAGGUUUAUUCUAUCGAAGGCAGUGACCAAUGCCUAAUCGGAACUGCAGAGAUUCCUGUUGGAGGCAUCCAUAUGGAUUCAAUUCUUCCUGACUCUGCCUUGCCUUUGAAAUAUGUAGCCUUUUCCCAUUGUUUUCGUACUGAAGCUGGUGCUGCUGGUGCUGCUACAAGGGGUCUUUACCGAGUACACCAGUUUAGCAAAGUUGAAAUGUUCAUUUUCUGUCAACCAGAAGACAGUAACAUGUACCAUGAGGAGCUUAUUCAGAUUGAAGAAGAUCUUUUCACAUCGCUUGGUCUUCAUUUCAAGACAUUGGAUAUGGCAACUGGUGAUUUGGGUGCACCUGCUUAUCGUAAGUUUGAUGUGGAGGCAUGGAUGCCUGGCCUAGGUCGGUUUGGUGAGAUAUCAAGCGCUUCAAACUGCACAGAUUAUCAGAGCCGGAGGCUUGGCAUUCGAUUCCGACCAUUUUUGUCAGAUGCUUCUCCAGCUAACUCAAAGAAAGGCAAGGGUAGUGCUGCUCCGACCCAGUUUGUGCACACUCUUAACGCCACUGCCUGUGCUGUGCCUCGGAUGAUUGUGUGUCUACUGGAGAAUUUCCAGCAAGAGGAUGGUUCAGUGUUUAUUCCAGAGCCACUGAGGCCUUUCAUGGGCGGGCUUCAAGUUAUCUCCCCAAAAUUCAAGUAAAUAAAGAGGGAAACCUCCGCCUUGCUUUUGAUCGGGGAGACGAGAAUCAUUUUGGCAUUUUGGCUUUUCUUUUCCUUCAGUGUUACUGCCAUCGCAUGUAACCCCAUAAGACUGACAUUUAUAUUUAUUAUUUUUUAUUCUGAGACAUGAGACUGACAUCCACAUAGAUUAUUAAUGGGCAAAAUUUUUUGAGUUUCA